Molecule: messenger RNA, 491 nt
Organism: Symbiodinium sp. CCMP2456
Lineage: Eukaryota; Dinophyceae; Suessiales; Symbiodiniaceae
Source: the annotation of a GenBank genome assembly
GUACAACUACAGCGGGGACAAGGGCUACGGAUCCAACCCGAAAUCCGGAGGCCGUGCCAAGUUCAGCGCCUCCUUCGAUGGCCCGGGUGCUCCCAAGGGCGGCUCGGGCGCGGGCACCGGGGUCGACUACCACCCGGUCAGGGCGCAGCUUUUGGAUGCAAUGCGCCACUGCAUUGAGGAGUACGGCUUCACCAAGUGCUGCAACUUCGAGACAGAGGUCUCCACCCUUAAGAUCAUCGGAGAUCCGGAAGCCGAGGACCGCUACUACGAGCUUGGCCUUACGAAGCUGGACAAAGCCAGCAUCGAGCUUGCAGGUGGCGGCUAUGGUGGCUACGGCACAACUGGCUCGAUGCGUGCAGCCACUUCCACUGUCAAGGUCUCGCUCGUGUACCACUUCCCGGGUGCCUAUGACAUCAAUCGCAUCGUCGACUAUCCGGGCGAGGACGAAUUCAUCGCGGCCGGUGGACAGGUCGGCUAUGGCAUGGGAAAUG